Aspergillus pseudotamarii is the source of this 1360-nucleotide messenger RNA. RefSeq lists its product as uncharacterized. NCBI's taxonomy places the organism in Eukaryota, Fungi, Ascomycota, Eurotiomycetes, Eurotiales, Aspergillaceae. The transcript has a single exon. The record is from RefSeq and is a predicted model, not a curated record. The coding region runs from base 62 to 1126 and encodes 354 amino acids.
CCUCCUUUCACUCCGUAAUGUCUAGCCUGCCCGGCAGUAUAUAUGGCAUAGCCCCGUCUUAAUGGUGCCCCAACCCUUUCUCACCCAGUUCCUGCUCCUUUUCUCUAUCUUCAGCGGCGGGUCCCUAGCCAGGCGAGGCGGGGGAGGCGAUUCUGACAGCGACAACGACAGCGACAGUGACAGCAGUGGUGGAAGCGGCAGCAGUUCAGGCUCAUCAGGAUGCGGAACCACAAACAACCUUCUUAGCACGACGUACGUUGUGCCUAACAAUGCCUGGAACUGGACAUCCCAAGGCAGCAGAUCCGCGGAUGCUAGCCCAACAGUGUACGACGGGACUUACUUCCAGGGAGAAGGAUAUUUUUCCUAUAACAUCACCGGUGGAUCGCGAUGUCGUGGCGCAAACGGGCAGCUUCGGAUCCUAGGAUACGCCUGGGUUGGACCACAACCGCCAUAUCCUACGGGGCCCCUAAACCCCUUCAUUGUUGGGUUCAAGGCAUGGGAAUCCGACCAGCCAGUCAACGAGAUCCACACCGCCUAUAAACCAGUUAAAUGGACAGAGACUAGCGUUUGCCCUAUGGAACCGGAUCUUGUUCGGAUCGCUACGACUAGAGGUUGGAUAGACUUUACAGCUCAUACGUCUGGUGCCUCGGAUGUGAUGAUCAUGAAUGUCUCUACGGAUUCAACUCAAUCGGCCACCGUUCGUUUCAAUGCUACUACGGCUUCUGACCCGAAACCGGCGAUCGAUGGAGGUGAGGGCUUAAUUCGUCUCCCUGGGCGUACUUGUUCGUCAUACGGGAUACACAUGGGUUGGCCCUCUGCGACGAUCUUGAAUGGAUCCGUGACGAACACUACCCUGGAUCUCAGAUUUGCUGGUUCGGGUAACACCUCCUCCGAUUACAAAAACUAUAGAGGUACCGAGGAUGAGUUGCAUAUCGAAUUCAGUGUGAUCUUUUCGGGGCAAGUUGAUAGUAUCAAUUCUACCAAGGUGUUGAACAUUCAGUCAGGCAACCAGACUCUUGCAUGGGUGCCGAAUGAUGGUGUCCACGUUCUGCCGGGUCGUUGGUGGUAUGUGUUGAUGUGGGCUGUUGGGAUAUGUAUAGUGAAUUGGAAUGAUUACUACUGGUAGAUAUGAGGUACUAUUGGGCUCAUUGUACUCAGAUCUGUUCCUCUAUGAGAAUUCACUAGCAGUAUGGAAGCAAUAAGUGGCUUAAUACCUGCUGACAAGACAUGAACAUGAGCACGGUCGUCCUCAACUCCAUCAUCGUGAAGAUGGAGAGACUUGGGUCUCUCAGACAGGACGUGGCCUAUUGAAAGCCCUUGGUAAUCUGUCUGUUUACAUUAAAUGUUUACUCAGUAGUCG